AUGAAGAAUCUGACCACUAUAAAGCAAACGAACAAGAAUGUCAAACAAGAAAGACGUAAAAAGUACGCUGAUUUGGCGAUUCAAGGCACAAAUAACUCCUCAAUUGCUUCUAAAAGAUCGGUAGAGUUAUUGUAUUUGCCAAAACUGAGUUCGGCUAAUAAUUUCCAAAUGGAUAAGAAUAAUAAACUGUUGGAAUAUUUUAAAUUCUUUGUUCCUAAGAAAAUUAAAAGAUCUCCCUGUAUUAACAGAGGUUAUUGGUUGAGGUUAUUUGCCAUCAGGUCAAGAUUGAACUCCAUCAUUGAACAAACGCCACAGGAUAAAAAGAUAGUUGUUGUUAACCUUGGUUGUGGGUACGAUCCAUUACCAUUUCAACUAUUAGACACCAAUAACAUACAAAGUCAACAAUAUCAUGACCGAGUUUCCUUUAUUGAUAUUGAUUACUCUGAUUUAUUGAAAAUUAAAAUUGAGUUGAUCAAAACUAUACCCGAGCUUUCGAAAAUUAUUGGUCUUUCUGAAGAUAAAGAUUAUGUUGAUGAUAGUAAUGUUGAUUUUUUGACUACUCCAAAGUAUCUCGCCCGACCAUGCGACUUGAACGAUUCUAAGAUGUUCAGCACAUUGCUAAAUGAGUGUCAAUUAUACGAUCCAAACGUUGUCAAAGUAUUUGUUGCUGAAGUAUCACUGGCGUAUAUGAAGCCGGAGCGUUCUGAUAGUAUAAUCGAGGCAACUUCUAAGAUGGAGAAUAGUCAUUUUAUUAUUCUUGAGCAGUUGAUUCCAAAGGGACCUUUUGAACCCUUUUCUAAGCAGAUGCUAGCUCAUUUCAAGAGAAAUGAUUCUCCGUUACAGUCUGUAUUAAAGUAUAAUACUAUCGAGUCACAGGUUCAACGAUUCAAUAAGUUAGGUUUCGCUUACGUUAACGUGGGUGAUAUGUUUCAACUGUGGGAAAGCGCAGAUGAGGCAACCAAGAAGGAACUUUUAAAGGUAGAGCCUUUUGAUGAACUAGAGGAGUUCCAUUUAUUUUGUCAUCAUUAUGUUUUAUGCCACGCUACGAACUAUAAAGAAUUCGCAUUUACUCAAGGGUUUUUGUUUGACAGAUCAAUAUCUGAGAUAAACCUAACUGUGGAUGAAGACUAUCAGCUUCUAGAAUGCGAGUGCCCCAUCAAUAGAAAAUUUGGCGAUGUAGAUGUCGCUGGAAAUGAUGUGUUUUACAUGGGAGGUAGUAACCCAUACAGAGUAAACGAAAUAUUACAGUUGAGUAUACACUACGACAAAAUAGACAUGAAGAAUAUUGAAGUAAGCAGCAGCGAGGUUCCUGUAGCAAGAAUGUGUCACACUUUUACAACUAUUUCUAGAAAUAACCAGCUACUGCUUAUUGGAGGUAGAAAGGCACCACACCAAGGUCUCUCUGAUAAUUGGAUAUUUGAUAUGAAAACAAGAGAGUGGUCGAUGAUCAAGAGUUUAUCACACACGAGAUUCAGACAUAGUGCAUGUAGCUUACCGGAUGGAAACGUCCUGAUCCUUGGUGGGGUUACAGAAGGACCUGCCAUGCUGCUAUACAAUGUCACCGAAGAAAUCUUCAAAGACGUAACUCCAAAAGAUGAAUUCUUCCAAAAUUCGCUAGUAUCAGCGGGUCUAGAAUUUGAUCCGGUUUCCAAACAAGGCAUAAUAUUGGGUGGUGGAUUUAUGGAUCAAACAACUGUCUCGGACAAGGCAAUUAUUUUCAAAUAUGAUGCGGAAAAUGCUACUGAACCAAUUACGGUGAUUAAGAAGCUCCAGCACCCCUUAUUUCAACGUUAUGGAUCCCAGAUAAAAUACAUUACUCCAAGAAAGCUAUUAAUAGUCGGUGGAACAAGUCCUUCCGGGCUAUUUGACCGGACCAACUCUAUAAUCAGCCUUGAUCCGCUGAGUGAGACGCUAACAUCAAUUCCCAUAUCAAGACGCAUAUGGGAAGAUCACUCACUAAUGCUUGCUGGAUUUAGUUUGGUGUCCACUUCUAUGGGCACCAUACAUAUCAUUGGAGGCGGUGCCACUUGCUACGGCUUUGGAUCAGUGACUAAUGUAGGUCUUAAGCUCAUAGCAAUCGCGAAAUAA
Molecule: messenger RNA, 2088 nt
Organism: Saccharomyces cerevisiae S288C
Lineage: Eukaryota; Fungi; Ascomycota; Saccharomycetes; Saccharomycetales; Saccharomycetaceae
Gene: PPM2
Product: tRNA methyltransferase PPM2
Exons: 1
Coding region: 1-2088 (695 amino acids)
Cellular component (GO): cytoplasm; mitochondrion
Molecular function (GO): methyltransferase activity
Source: RefSeq, marked reviewed